Molecule: messenger RNA, 2760 nt
Organism: Rotaria socialis
Lineage: Eukaryota; Metazoa; Rotifera; Eurotatoria; Philodinida; Philodinidae
Source: the annotation of a GenBank genome assembly
AUGAAAAAAUCAGAAGAAAAGAGUUCAGCACUUCAAAUCGAAGAUUUUAUUAUUAUCUGGUUGGAUGCAGUAAUCAACAACGAUCAUCACGUUUUGUUCAAACGUCAAUUUUCAUUAGACAUCUCCUCGAAUUGCAUUCAUACAUUCGUAGAUCAAUAUGAAUGUGUCGAAUAUAUCCGGAGAAACGAAAACGAACAUAUCUUUCUUGUUGUAUCUGGAUCAUUAGGCGAAAAUAUUGUUCCACUUGUUCACAAUUUAUCUCAAAUAUGUAAAAUCUAUAUAUUCUGUGCCGACAAGGCAAAGCAUACAUCAUGGUCGAAAGCGUUCAUUAAAGUUCAGGGAAUUUUUAUUGACGAAAGUCCUCUGAUGACUUACUUGAAAAGUGAUAUAAAAAUAUAUUCGAAUGCAACAGUACCAAUUAGCAUUGGCUAUACGAAUGAGCGUUCUUUGCAAGAUAUCAAUGAAGAGCAAGUGGAUUUUUUGUGGUUUCAGCUACUGAUUGGAGUCAUUUAUCGUUUGCCGCAAACAUUGGGAGCAAAAUCUGAGAUGAUUGAAGAAUGCCGUGAAAAUUAUGCAGAUAAUCCAUUUCAAUUACGUAUGAUAGAUGAAUUCUAUGAAAAAUACACUGCUGAUUCAGCCAUUCAUUGGUACACAAAAGAUUGUUUUUUAUAUCGACUACUAAAUAGAGCAUUUCGUACGCAAAAUAUUGAUAUUAUUUUUAAUUAUCAUUAUUUUCUAACUGAUUUAUUCAAGCAAUUGACUACACUUCAUCAAGAUCAAUUUGGUGACAAAACAGGCAGACUAAACGUUUAUCGAGGUCAGUAUCUGAAUGUACAAGAAUUGGAAAAAUUGAAAAAUAAUAUCGGUCGUCUUGUAUCGAUUAACACAUUUCUCUCAACAUCGGCAGAGUGUUGCGUCGCUGCCGAGUUUUCUGGCAAUGGUGAGCAUCAAUCUAAAGGUAUUGAAUCUGUUAUUUUUGAAAUUGACAUUGAUCUCGCAGUACAAAGACGUCCGUUUGCACGAAUCAAUAAAUGCAGUGCCAAUAAAGAUGAGAAGGAAAUACUCAUUGCUAUGGGAUCCGUCUUUCGUAUUGAAGAAGUGGAAUUGUAUACAGAUUACAUUUGGUUAAUAAAACUGGUGUUAAGCAAUGAAGUUAAGGAAGAGGUAGAAAAUUUGUUUGCAUAUUUUACACAGCAUAUUGGUAAGCAACCAUCCAUUCUUGAAUUCGGUGUUCUUCUAUCAAAAAUUGGUGAUUUUGAACGAGCAAAACGUUUCUAUCAGCGUUUAUUAGUAGAAUUACCAUCAGAUGAUAUCGAUUUAGGCGUUCUUUACAAUAAUCUGGGAGAGAUUUAUCGACAGCAAGGCUAUUCAAAUGAAGCUAUGGAAUAUUACAAGAAAGCCAUCCAGGAAUUUACAGAAACAGUCGGGUUUCGUGAUGAAUGGUUUGCUGUUGUUCACAGUAAUAUGGCUAUGAUAUUCGAGGCACGCGGUGAAUUUGAAAGAGCAAUCACUUAUUAUCGUUGUGCUCUUUUCAUCAUUCAGCAUAUUGAUUCAGACGAUGCUGAGCUUUUUAGUACAGUCUAUCAUGGUAUGGCAACGAGUUUUCAAAAACAAGGCAAACUAAUGGCAGCCUUGCAUUUUUAUCAGAAAGUACUCAAUGUAGAAAAUCAAGUACUUCCGGCUGCUCAUCCAUCGAUCGCCACAACUUACACGAACAUUGGACAAUUGCUUUUUACAAUGAAGAAUAUGGCCCCAGCAUUUGAUUGUAUGCACAAAGCUCUUACAAUUCUUUUGGAUGUAUUGCCUAAAAAUCAUCCGCAAUUGGCUGUAACAUAUGGGUGUAUCGGGGGAAUGCAUUUUUCUCUAGGUCAAGAUUUUGAAGCUAUCAACUACUGUUUGAAAGCUGAAGCAACGAUUGACCAAUCGACAUUAGCACCUGAUCAUAAAAUACGUGAGGAUAUUUAUCUCAGUCUAUGUGCCCUUGCGAAUAGAAACAAAUGGAAUGAUAUAUCGAUUCGUAUCUAUCACAAAAUCGUGGAAUUAUUUAAUGCUCGCACGCCACCCGAUCUUUAUUGGGUUGCCUUUUAUGCGAAUAAUCUCGGGAAAAUGUACUUUGAUAAAGGGAAUCAUGACCUGGCAGUUAAGUAUCAUAAUUUGGCACUCGAUAGCAUUCAACAAUUGUCACGCACCGAAAUCAAUAAGCGCUUGUAUGCUUCAAUCGUUGAUGCGUUUCAAUAUAUUGGCUAUUUCGAUAUUAGUCGGGAGCAUUUUACGCUACUUUUACAAGAAGAAAUUGACAGCAAAUCAUCAUUUGCUGCCAAUUUACACAAUAAACUGGGUGUUCUUUACGAUAGCAAGAGACAGGACCUGUUAGCAAUAAAGCAUUAUACAGCGGCUUUGCAAUGCUAUAUGAAUUGGCCAGAUACUCAUAGAAAAGAAAUCGCAAUUACUCGUCAUAACAUUGCUGUUAUUCAACGAGAUCUUGGUGAUUAUGAACAAGCUUGUCUGCAUCUGCGUGAGAGUCUUAGUAUUCUAAGCGAAGAUGAAUAUGACCUUCGCUCCCAGUUUUGUUCCGCACUUGCCGAAACUUGUACAAAAAUAAAAAAUUGGACUUGUGCACGAGAAUAUUUUCAAAAAGCAAUCAUAUUAGCAACACAAGCAAAAUCUACGAAUUCAGUCAUUGCGACAUAUAAAACUAAAUUGGAGAAUGUAAUAUCCAUGAUGGAUAAUAUUACUAUUGAAAAUUCUAUUCAAGAAUAA